CACGAUUUAGUGAAUACAAUGUAACCUGGUAUCAUACAUUCGGAAACUAUUAUGUUGACCUCAUGGUGUCAUGAUAAGAUUGCGUAUUGAAAGCAACUAAUUACCGAACAUUACCUGAUUACAGGCAGUGUUUUCAUCACUAUGGACGCAAUGUUGUUUGAUGUCCAAUGCAUCCAGGUUUGGGGCAUUCAUCUCGUCGUACCUAUACUACUGGUCAUAUGCAUACAGCUCCUGUGGCACCAUUACAAUCUUCGCUUGGCUGAUCCGGCUAACAAACUGCCACUACCUCCCGGAUCUUUUGGACUACCCUUAGUUGGAGAGUCGUUCAGUUUCAUCUUAAAGGCAAAUUUUAUUCGAAUGAAAAGGCUGACUUUAGGAACAGUCUACAAAACACAUUUACUUGGUCGUCCUACCAUUCGAGUGAGCGGUCCAGAUAAUAUCCGUAAGGUGCUUAUGAACGAACACAAACUGGUGACGUCCCAUUGGCCUAAGGCAGUUCAGAACCUACUCGGGGAUGGCGCCUUAUCAAUGAUGACCAGCGGAACAUCACACAAGAAUCGCAGACGGCUUAUUACAAAAGCAUUUACCCAUGAUGCUUUAGAAGUAUACACUGAAGAUAUUAUUGCAGUUAUCAGAGAGGAAAUUUAUAAAUGGUGCCAGGAUAAAACAGUCAAAGCCUAUCCUAGUUGCCACCAUUUGACUUUCAGACUAGCCGCUGAAAUCUUAGUUGGAUUUCGAUUCUGCAAAGAAAAGAAUGACGAGCUGGAUUUCCAUUUUCAUAGAUUUGUGAAUAGCUUCUUUACGCUUCCAAUCAAUUUACCUGGAUUUAACUACAGAAAGGGAGUUGAGAGUCGCAACAAAAUCCACGAGCUUUUAGACAGUAACAUCAAAGAUCGUUGGGAGACCGACGCUUACAGUGUCAACACCCUUCAAGUCCUACUUGACGCAAUGAAAGACUCUGGUGAGGAACUAGACGUCUUGGGUGUCAAAGAAGCCGUUGUUGAGCUCAUGUUCGCUGGAUAUGAUACUGUCGGGAGCGCCCUAUGCUCUGUGAUUCUAAAGUUGGGGCAAAAUCCACACGUUUUGGAAAAAAUCAGGGACGAAUUGUUUGUUCAUGGUAUAUUGGAACCCUCGGAAGACGUGACGUUUGCGAUGGUUGGGAAGUUGCCAUAUUUGAAUAAUACUGUGAAGGAAGUGCUGAGGACGUGUGCACCAGCAGGAGGUGGAUAUAGAAAAGUCUUAGAAACGUUUGAACUUGAGGGAUACCAAGUACCAAAGGACUGGACUGUGAUAUUCAGUAUUCGUGACACCCACGAGCAUUCCGACACAUUUAACAAAGACCUCACCUUUGAACCUGACCGUUGGAUAAAUAUUGAGGACAAAAGCGUGGCGCACGAGUUCAUACCAUUCGGUAGUGGUCCAAGGACAUGUAUUGGGAGAUUUUACGCCCAGUUGGUGAUGAAACUUCUCAUAAUAGAAUUAUGUAGGAGCACAGAGUUCACAUUGUUGGACAAAGAUCCAGUGAUUAAGAUUUUACCAGUGUUCCAACCAAAGGGAGGGCUUCCGAUGGAGAUAAAGAAACGUACUGUAAUAUAUCAAAAUAAUAAUUUUAAUGCAAAAAUAUAAUCUACUAGGCAUCUACAAUUGUGCAUGACUGCAUGUGCUUGGAGUGUUAUCCAGUUCGGUAAUGUUGCGAAACACCAGUGAACUACAUGUUUUGUACCCUGUCUAGUUAUAGGAGACUUUAAGCUAGCGAUGUUUUUCACAGCGUAACCGUGAACGUAGUCAAUGAAUCAAUAGC
Messenger RNA from Owenia fusiformis, 1801 nucleotides. Lineage: Eukaryota; Metazoa; Annelida; Polychaeta; Sabellida; Oweniidae. The record is from the annotation of a GenBank genome assembly.